Onychomys torridus (southern grasshopper mouse) is the source of this 1645-nucleotide messenger RNA. Its product is annotated as zinc finger protein 660-like. NCBI's taxonomy places the organism in Eukaryota, Metazoa, Chordata, Mammalia, Rodentia, Cricetidae. Gene Ontology annotation, molecular function: RNA polymerase II cis-regulatory region sequence-specific DNA binding; DNA-binding transcription factor activity, RNA polymerase II-specific. The annotation marks the transcript as partial. The transcript is spliced from 4 exons. Gene Ontology annotation, biological process: regulation of transcription by RNA polymerase II. The record is from RefSeq and is a predicted model, not a curated record.
AGUUCCAGUCUUUGAUCCAGAGACAGAAACCCAGAGAAGAGCAACAAGGAGAAUGGCUGUGUCUCCUGUAAAUGAGCACCAGGUUCUGUUGACAUUCAGGGAUCUGGAUGUAGACUUCUCCCAGGAGGAGUGGGAAUGUCUGGAUUCUGCUUGGAGGGCCUUGUACAUUGAUGUGAUGCUGGAGAAUUACAGAAAUCUAGUCUUUGUAGAGAAACAUCGAAUAUGUGGUAAACAUGAGAAUAUCUUGGAUCAAGGCUCAAAGUACAUUGUUUAUCAGCAUGUGAAUAUCCAACAGAAGUCUUACAAUAAGCUCAACAAAAUGCUUUAUGAAUACUCUCAGUGUACACCUUUUAACACACGUGAAACUACAGGAAACUGCAACAAGUAUGGAUGUGGUAAUCACAGGGAUGCCUCUAUUGGAUUAUCAAACCUAAACAGUCAUAAAAGUGGGAAUACUGAAGAAGAACCUUGCAAAUAUAAAGACAGUGGGAAAUGUUUAAAUUUGUAUUCCAUCACUACUCAAAAUCAAAGCAUACACAAUGGAUGGAAAAAGCAGAAAAAUACAAUGUAUGAUAAAUCAUUUGACUUGAAACUUAAACUUACUCUGAAACAAAUCCGUAGUGGAAAGAAAUCACAUCAAUGCAGGAAAUAUGGUAAAUGCCUCCAGGCCUACUGCAGCUUCAGCAUACAUCAGACAACUCAUUAUAGAGUGAAACCCUAUGAAUGUAAACCAAGUGGCAAAUGUUUUAAUCAGAUAAAUCAUCAGAGAAUUCAUAUAGCAAAGAAACAUUACAAAUGGAGUAAACUUGAGAAACCUUUUUCAAGUAGUUCAUAUCUUAAAAUACAUCAGAGAACUCAUACAAGAGAGAAAACUCACAAAUGUAGUGAAUGUGAGAAAUCUUUUACACAUGCCUCAAGUCUUAAAUUACAUCAGAGAAUUCAUACAGGAAAGAACCUUUACCAAUGUAGUGAAUGUGAGAAAUCCUUUCCAUGUGGCUCAGGACUAAGAAAACAUCAGAGAAUUCAUACAGGAGAGAAACCUUACCAAUGAAGUGAUUGUAAGAAAUCCUUUAGCAGAGGCUCAAGUCUUAGAAAUCAUUGGAGAAUUCAUACAGGAGAGAAACCUUACAAAUGUAAUAAAUGUGAGAAAUCUUUUACAUGUGGCUCAAAUCUUAGAGUACAUCAGAGAAUUCAUACAGGAGAAAAACCUUACAAAUGUAGUCAAUGUGGGAGAUCGUUUACAUGUGGUUCAGCGCUUAGAACACAUCAGCUAUUUCAUACUACAGAGAAACCUUACAAAUGUAGUGAAUGUGAAAAAUCAUUUACAAGUGGCCCAGAUCUUAGAGUACAUCAUAGAAUUCAUACAGGACAAAAGCCUUACAGAUGUAGUGAAUGUGAGAAAUCCAUUGCAACUAACUCAAAUCUUAGAAGACAUCAGAGAAUCCACACUGGACAAAAACCUUACAAAUGUAGUGAAUAUGAGAAGUCCUAUAUAAAUGCCUCUCAUCUUAGAGUUCAUCAGCGAAUUCAUACAGGAGAGAAGCCUUACAAAUGUCGUGAAUGUGAGAAGUCCUUUACCUAUACCUCAAUCCUUAGAAAACAUCAGAAAAUUCAUACCCGGGAGAAAAGUUUCAGUUGUAAAUAA